This is a messenger RNA of Bactrocera tryoni, 6490 nucleotides long. RefSeq names its product nuclear factor of activated T-cells 5 (gene NFAT). Gene Ontology annotation, cellular component: transcription regulator complex. Gene Ontology annotation, biological process: regulation of transcription by RNA polymerase II. The record is from RefSeq and is a predicted model, not a curated record. Lineage: Eukaryota; Metazoa; Arthropoda; Insecta; Diptera; Tephritidae. The transcript is spliced from 13 exons. Gene Ontology annotation, molecular function: DNA-binding transcription factor activity, RNA polymerase II-specific; transcription factor binding; RNA polymerase II cis-regulatory region sequence-specific DNA binding. The coding region runs from base 1107 to 5183 and encodes 1358 amino acids.
UGCAAGCAAGCAAGCGAGAUAACAUCGCGUUAUACUUAAAUAUGAUAUAAAAUUAUACAGCUAGUAGUGGUAUUGUGUGAAAUUAGAUUUGCGAAGCAUUGCGGUGUGUAGUGAAUACAAAAAACAGCUGAAAAAACACUCGUCAGUGUUCUGUUUCGAUAAUUCGUAAAUUCGCGCUCGCUCGUCAGCUAGCUGCGAUACAUACAUAUAUAGACUUAGAUUGUUUUGACAUCUAUUUAAGAACUUUAUCUUAUCAUCUUCGUAUCAUCGUGUAAUGCGUAUGCAGCGACUAACAGCAGCCUAUCGUCGGUGGUCCGUCAGACUUGCCCUCGUCCUCAUUCGUUGUGCUAUGUUAGAAAUCUAGCAUUUGCUUGCUGUAUGAUACGAGUAUCGUGUUAAGAGCAAAUUGAGAGUUUUCAAUAAAAUUUCGCAAAAAGCCGUCGCAAAACUGUCACCGCCGACAGACAAAAUUGUGCUUAAAAAGCUGAAAAAUCGUUGUGCCAAAAGUUCUUUCAUAAAUUGGAAACGUCGCAAAAGGAGGCGGACGGCCAACAGCAGCAGCAGCGGCAGAGCAGGUUGAAGUGAUUCAAGUAAAUGCCGCAAAUCAGAGUUUUUCACAAAGACAGAGAUAAAGACAAUCGGCCUAAAUGUGGCACAAAAACAACUACUUUGACCACCUAACUGAGAGCAAGUAAAUUUAGUGACAAAUAAAAUACAUAAAUAAUAAUAAACGCACACAAUCAAACGUAGAAGUGCUUGUGAGUGAAAAUAUCAUCGAUAAGUUGCAAUAAUAACAAUAAACCCGAAAAAGCGCGCCCAAGUUAAAGAAACCAGUUCGUAGGCACGCAGCGGACAGCAAGCCGCAACAAAAACUGAAAUAAUAACAACAAACUUAUAUACUAUACGCGUAUAGAUAAAAAAAAAAACAAUAUUGAAACAGUCUUUUUUGCAACGUUGCCAUAUAAACUACAGAGGCAAGCAGGCAGGCAGUCGAGUUCUUCUCGAUUUUCUCGGCGCUUGUUUGUUAUCAUUGUAUCCGCCGCUGCAAUAACAAACGGACCAGCGAGCAUCAUCGUCAAAUACGGCACAAGUCAAAAGGCAUAACAAUGCGUUUCACUUACAAUCAGUAUAAUUAUUCCGAAUCCGGUUAUCGGAUUCCAUCCAAGAUGCACAACAGCAACGCGGGUAACGGCUCAUUGGCGGCCGCACAUCAGCAUCAUUACAGAAGUAAUUUUGGUAUGCGUAUGACCAUGUCGACGGCAUCAACGAUGACAGCACGCAUUCAACGAAAAGGUUUUCGUACGCCCUCGAAGCGAUAUCCGGGCAAGGCGAUACCGAGUAAAUUGCAUUCUGUUUCGCGGAUUGGUCCUGGUAAAUUGGUGCCUGGCAAGCGUUUUCCACCACGACCACAUCCACCGCCCUGCGACAAUUCCAAUGAUAGCGGUUUUGGCUUCGAUCAGCAUGUUGAAGUACAACAGCAGCAACAACUGCAAGCCCAUCAUCACCUGCAUUCGGCCAGUGGUAGUAGCGCCAGCAGCAGCAGUAGCAGCAGCAGCAGUAGUAGUGGUAGCCCAGGCAAUAGUAGCGAUAUUAUGCAGAACAACAACAACACUGCCACCAAUCUUAGUAUCAAUAAUAAUAACACCAGUAGCAACGGUGGUCAUCAUCACGGUAAUAACCAUCAUCAUCAUCAUCAUGGACAUGGUCAUCACCACAGCUCGUCGGCAAUGCCGCACUCGGCGCAUGUCAUACGUGCCAUACCGGCCUCAAGUUCAACACCCAGCAAGAAAUUUGUCAACUCCACGGACGAUGAGGACUAUUUCGAAGAUUUUUGCACUGAUGACUCCAAUGAUUACUAUCGCAAGCGCUUGAAUUCGGAUUCUAACAGUCAGCCGCUUGGUGGCAAUAAUCAAAAUCAAACCACGCAACAGCAGCAACAACAACAACCACAAUAUGCGGAAGACAAUUCAACGAGCACGAAGCGUAGAAAGCUCGAAAGCUUUGUGGAGCUCGACAAUGACGAUGCGUGUAGCGAAGAUGCUUUUAUACGAAAAAUUGCCAGCGCCACCAAUUUGGAAGCGCCAACCGUUGAAGCACCGCCACCAACACUGAUGCUGUUGCCCACAGUGGCGCCCACAAAAUUUAUACCAACAGGUCCUCGCGCCAUGACCAGAGUGGCACACAAGCGCCAGCCGGCGGUGCCGCAAAAUACUAUAGUGACCUCAUCGAAUGGACGUGUGCAGCUGGAAAUUGUCUCUCAGCCAGAGCAACAGCAUCGUGCGCGUUAUCAGACUGAAGGCAGCCGUGGCGCUGUUAAAGAUCGCAGUGGCAAUGGUUUUCCCAUUGUGCGUCUCACCGGCUACAACAAGCCUGCUGUGCUGCAAGUAUUCAUUGGCACUGAUAUCGGCCGCGUGGCACCACACAUGUUCUAUCAAGCCUGCAAAGUUGCUGGUAAAAACUCCACACAGUGUAAUGAGAAGAAAGUGGACGGCACCAUGGUCAUUGAGAUCGAUUUUAAACCAGAGUCUGAUAUGACAGUUACCUGCGAUUGCGUUGGCAUACUCAAGGAACGCAACGUUGAUGUGGAACACCGAUUUCCGGAUCAUUUGGCGCAGAAGAAUAAAAAGAAAUCAACACGCUGCCGCAUGGUAUUCCGCACACAGCUAACACAUGAUGAUGGCACCUUGGAAAUGCUACAAGUCUGCUCAAAUCCUAUUAUUUGCACACAACCACCAGGUGUGCCGGAAAUAUGCAAAAAGUCACUGACUUCAUGUCCAGUAGAUGGUGGACUCGAACUUUUCAUUAUCGGCAAGAAUUUUCUCAAAGACACACAUGUGCUCUUCCAAGAGACCUACGAGAGUGUACCGCCAAAUGAAGUUGCAACUGAAUUAGCUGUGCGACAGCAUUUAGGCGGUGCAUUGUGGGAGCAAACAGUGCUGCCCGAUAAGGAAUAUUUACAACAGACUCAUUUAGUGUGCGUUGUGCCACCCUAUAUACAUCAGAAUAUACUCAAACCAGUCACUGUGCAAUUGGUAAUUAUUUCCAGUGGCAAAAAGAGCGAGCCACACGCUUUCGUUUACACGCCAAAAGGUAGUUACACGACCUUGGCAGCUGCAACCACAUUAAGCUCAGCGGCAUUGCAUGGUAGCUUAUCAGCGGCACAAGAUGCCAACACAUUUAUGGAUACAACGAACGCUUUGGCGCCCGCACUGGGUGGUACUGCGGGCGCUGGUGGUGGCGCUGGCGCAGUGCUUUGGCCUGCCGGCACGGAGACCAAACAGGAGAUCGAUUCCGGCAUGAUGCCACCACCAAUUACCACGCAAAUGCCGAUGGGUGUGCGCCGCCCUUCAUUGCCCACCGCCACGCCCAUGUUGACGGAUCAGCAGUUGGUGCGCCUGAACGUAGCUGACACGCUCAAGACUGAGUUGAUCGAUGAGACAUCGCAAAGCUCACUGGCCGAGGCCAUACAAGCGCCCGAUGUGGUUAUGGCUAAUUGCGGCGCACCCAUUAGUCCGUCGGCCAUGCAGUUUCACGCACAUUAUGAUCACAAGAACAGCAUGGACGCGAUGAUGUUCGAUUCGAAUAGCAUGUCCGCGUUUCCAGUAGCUGCCGUAGCGCCGCCAUCCGUAGCGGCGGCCGUUGAGUUGGCCGUCAAGACUAAAAUCGCUAAAGCUGUGGCACAACAACAACAAAUUGUCGCUGUAGACAAAUUCAUUACGGAUUUAACCAAAUCCACAGCGGUGGCAGAUGAUCCCACUGUGGCGGCUGUUGUAGAGGAAACUCUAUUUAGCGGCGUGGGUGGUGUUAAUAGCGCUGUCAGUGCAGUUAUUGAUCAUCCAUUCGGUGACAUUAUGCAGCAACAGCAACCACCAGCCAUACUCGAACGUAGUUUGUCCAUAUCGAGCAACUCUUCCUCGAAUUCUAACAGUUCGAGUGGUUCUUCGCCACACACUGGUCUCACAGCCACACUCUCUGUCUCACCAAAUAACUCGUUGAAUGGCCAUAAUUCACCCAUUACACAGGAUAUAAUAUUGAAUUCAGAACCUGCGGCUGUACUAAAUGCCAUGCCGAUGCAACAACUCUUGCCUACAGCUAUGGGUGGCAGCCCGAACGCAGCUGUGUCGCCGAAUGUUGUGGUCGAGGCGUCCGUCAAUGUACAAGGCACGCCAAAUGCCACAACCGUCGCGGAUCCUACCGGCGGCAUUUCCACGGAAAUGAUCAUGAAUCCCGCUGUAUCGCCGUCCACGAUACUAUGUUCAGCUAACGGUGCUGCCACGGCUGUGGUGCCGAAUAUUAUGGCGCCACACCAAGUCACCAUGGCCAAUUCGAUUUUGAAUGAUAUCGCCAUGCAACCGCAACCAACACAACAACAUGCUGCCGUUGCGGCGCUUGCGCUUAGCAAUAUCAUAAUGAGUCCGACCAGUGCACCGGGUGCGGUGGUGGAUGAUGUGGCCAGUGUUGAGCAGACUGUUGAUCAACCGGCCGAUGUUACGGUGGCCACUUCGACUGCCGUUAGUAAUUUGAUUAUUAAAGCCGCUGCCGAUCUGAUAUCUACCCAAGAGAAACAGCAACAACAACAGCAUAUACAACAGCAACAUCAGCAAAUCCAACAGCAACAACAACAGCACAUACAGCAACAACAUCAGCAAAUACAGCAGCAACAACAGCAAAUACAGCAACAACAACAGCAAAUACAGCAGCAACAAUUACAACAGCAACGCCAUCAUCAUCAUCACCAACAAGCGGCACAGCAACAGCAACAGCAACAACAACAUCAGCCGACGCAAGCAUUAAUCAAUGGUGCCGCCGCUGCUACCACUGCCAGCACCAGCCCUUUGGUGAACUUGCUUUUAAAUCAUCCCGACGCGCCACCAUCGGCCGCAGUGGCAGCAGCCGCUGUCAGCGAAGUUCAGUCGCAAUUCUCAUUGGCCAUUCCGCCCACAGCUGCCCCGCAGGAAUCUCUCAUUGUCGCUUUGGCCACCGAAAACUCAAUGCAAAAGUCCGUAGCCGCAGCUGCAGUGACCACAAAUGGCGCUGUUGUUACGCAACAAACUACCGCUCCAGCUGCCGGUAUUCUGCCCGGUGCUGCCGUUGGACCCGUGCCUCUUCCGCAAGAGUUGACCACCAUGUCGGAUCAAGAUUUGCUUAGCUACAUCAAUCCAAGCACUUUUGAUCAAAUCUAAAAACAUGGCGUUAAUUGAUUUCGGCAAGUGAAGGAACGAGUGGCGUACAACUUUUGUGCACCGCUGAUAGCAUUCAGAGGCAUUGAUUGGAGGCAGAGAAUGGUUCAUGGCUAUAGCGUCAGUUUACUAGUUGCCCGGAAGCAUUGACAGUUUGUCAAUUGUGACACACGAGAAAUGUGGUGUGGAUGGGUGGAGCUAUGAGGCAGCUAUGGCAGCUGCAAAAACAACAACAACAAACUUAAACUAUAAAUUGACAACAUUAGAAAUCAUACAAGUAAUUUAUACAACAUGCAUACACACAAACACAUACACACAAAUAAAUGUUGUGUCAAUGUUAACAUUACAUUGUUAUGUUGGCAGCGAAACCAUGGAAAGCUUAAAUUUAAGCUUUUCGUCGUGUUUAAAUGUUGAAUGGAGCAAAAAAAAAAAGUUGUUUUGAUGUCAAACGUUAUUAGCGGAGAACUAAAGAUUUUCCUUAACUACAUUGCGAUUGCAAUUGUUAUAUAAUCAUGUUUGCAUAACGAUAACUGAAUUGAAAAAGUAAUGUGAAAUUGUAUGAAAUAUUUUAGACACAUGCGUUUCUAGUUGUAUAAUUUUGACGUAAUUAAUUUUUUCUAAAAAAUUUACAUACAUUUUUGAGAAUUUCUACUAAUUUCUGAUUCUGAAAUAUUUGCGAUUUGUUACAAAAUCUAAAACAAGUCUCUGGUGCUUAAAGCACAAAACUGCAUACAAAAAAAAUAUAUAAAUGAAAAAACACAUAAGUAAAAUUAUCUCAGCAUAAUUAAUAGAUUACUUAUUACUGCCAUAGGUCAAGUGAAGAUUUGAGCUAACACUUACUGUUAUUAUUAUUGUUAAACUUAAAAUAACAAACUUGAUGAUUUGAAUUGUACUACUCUCGUCGGUAUUGCAACAAAAAAUAUACACGAGACUAAAACUAUACAUAAAACCUUAUAGUAUAGAGUUUUUAAUGUCAAGCUUUGAAAUAUAGUAUCUAAUACGUAUUUUUGUAUAAGUCUAUACUAUGUAUCUGAUUAAUACAUUUAUUACAAUAAUUAUAUACACAAACAUAUACAAAAAAAAAAUUACAAAAAAUCACCAGAAAUAAUAUUUAUAUAAAUAACAAUUGAAUAAGUCUUAUAAAUAUACACAAUAAUUUGCAAGCAAACGAAUUUGCAUUACAAAUAUGGUCAAUAAGUGGAAAAGUGAACGUUAAAUUAUUGAAUUGCACUAAAUUGUUGGUUAAAAAUGUUGCAAAGGAGUGUGUUGAAACUUUUAGUUAUACAAAAUAAAUUAUAUAUAACAUUAAA